Messenger RNA from Oncorhynchus masou masou (cherry salmon), 4786 nucleotides. RefSeq lists its product as uncharacterized. Gene Ontology annotation, cellular component: plasma membrane. The record is from RefSeq and is a predicted model, not a curated record. The coding region runs from base 616 to 1974 and encodes 452 amino acids. NCBI's taxonomy places the organism in Eukaryota, Metazoa, Chordata, Actinopteri, Salmoniformes, Salmonidae. The transcript has 6 exons. Gene Ontology annotation, biological process: zymogen activation. Gene Ontology annotation, molecular function: serine-type endopeptidase activity.
UGCAACGCCAGGCGGAUAUGUGUCUUGCUAGUUUUUUCCGAAAAGAAAUCUUUGUUUAAAUUAUUUUUUUUUAAUUCAAACAAAUCUUUCGAAAGGAGUCCCUGAUAACUUGGCGUGAUUAUAGAUCGAUGACCAAUAAUACUGUAUCUACAUAUUGAAUAAUUUAUGUUUUUAACUAUAGAACUUUCGCGUUCUUUAAAAGAAGGUUUUGUAGUUAAAGAAUAUUAAUAGUUACGACAUGGGAGUAGUUUUCUCGGUUUGAUAUUUUGUGUAAUGUUUGAUAUACGUUAUGAAAUGUGAAAGGAAGGACCGGGCCGGACCUGAAGUUAGCCAGCUAAACUAACCAGGCAUGACCAAACAGUGUCAGUGACUGAAGAAAUGUAGCUCGAUGCCUGACAGCGAGUAGGUAUGUUAUAGUCAGCUGUACUACAGGCUAACACACCGAAAUCCUUCAGACAGUAUUACGGUAAUUUGACUAGUUAGUCAACUAUAGUGGUCUCAAGUUGAAGGUCUCCACUCCACUUUUGGGUGCAGUUUGAGUAGACCGUUAACCCCCCGAAAACCGCAUCAAGCUCAACUUCAGCAGAAUCAUCUCUCGACUUGCGGUCAAAUUAAAUGAUGACAAAGAUGCUGAAUAUUCUACUUGUCCUUGCAACACUAGUAGGCUGUGCUCUUGUUACUUGGGAUGGGGUAGGUGCAGAUGGUGUGUCACUCAGAAUAAUUCCAGCUGCAGAUGGCUUUUCGUUCAUCCGUCUAGUCCGUGGGGACAGUGACUGUGCGGGGCGCGUGGAGCUGCUCCAGGGGAAGCAGUGGGGGACUGUGUGUGACGAAGGCUGGGACCUGACAGAUGCUGACGUGUUGUGCAAGGAGCUGGACUGUGGGCUGGCUGAUAAAGCCGUCCGUGGAGCUGCGUUUGGAAGGGGCACCGGAGAGAUCUGGCUGAGGCACGUCAACUGUUCGGGCCAAGAGACGAGCCUGACGCAAUGUCCCAGGGUCGUCAACGGGAACCCCACCUGCACCCAUGAUAAUGACGCUGGGGUGAAAUGUUCAGGUACACUGUUGAUGCCCACCCUGUCCCUGCUCUCUCCUCACACCGUCUUCUCUCCCCGGGAGGCGGUUCGCUUCAGCUGUACUGUGGUACCGGGCCACCACCUGAAUGACUUCCACCUGUAUAAGAGGGGCAUAGCCAACCCGUUGAUGACUCAGCGGGUGACCUUUGCCCAGUCCAGGGUGGAGUUUACUCUGCCAAACCAGAAGACUACUCAACAGGGCAGCUAUAGCUGUAUGUACAGGAUCAAGGGUAUCCCUCCCUCCUCCUCCAUGCUUAGCUCUCCACCCAGCAACUCUAUCAACAUCACUGUGGUGGAGCUGCUCACCCCUCGGCACUGGUACAACACGUCCAUCGAGGCUCCCACAGGCUCUGUCAUCAAAGGCCACAGCUUCAACAUCACCUGCUUCACUGAGAAGCAGUAUCCUGGAGGUUCCUUCCAGCUGCGUCUGAUCCGCUCCAACGACACGGUACGCCAGUCGCUGCCCGCCCUCACUCCCGCUGUCACCUUCAGCUUCUCAAACGCACAGCUCUCCAACGAGGGCUACUAUUACUGCCUCUAUAUGGUCCAGCUUGACGGGAGAAUCUUCAAGUCCCGGGAGAGCCAACCGCUUCCUGUCUCCAUCAGAGACCCAGACCCAGUGUUGAGCCCUAUGGUGAUCAGCUGGCUAGCUUCUGCUCUGGCCUUCCUCGUGGCUCUCGUUGUUGUCAUCAUCUUCAUCAUCAUCAUCGUUGCCAGAGUCAAGCUCUGCAAGCAACGGGAGAACCCCUUGGCGCUAGAGCUAGAGACCAGAACCUGUGAGUCCUUGUAUCGUCUCACUCCUAGCUUUUAUCCUGGAAUCCAGGUUGGGGUCAGUUCCAUUUCAAUUCGAGUCAAAUCAGAAAGUAAACCCAAUUCCAUAUUUUCCUCUUUGAAAAUAAUUUGACUUAAACUCUGCUGGAAUCUUAACGGAUAGAAACACUGGUGAAACUGGGCUUAUCAGUUUGGGUUCUUGGCUAGCUUUGCUUACCACGGUCAAGUUAAUUUAGAAGAAUCACCCUGUAUAACCACUAACAGACUGACGCAUCUAUUUACAUGUCUGAUUUGACCAACAGGUGUGGACAACACGUACAUUGCCUUGGAUGAUGAGCUGGGCAGAUAUAUUGGAUAAAGAGAAGGCCCAUGUGUUUGUGAGAGAACCAUCACGAUGGAACCCACAAUGCAGACAUUCCUGAGCUUGACAACCUUCCUCAGGGAUGGGUCACAGACAGAGAUAGUGACGCAAGACAAGUACCAAAGCACUACGUAGUAGCCAUACACACGACAUCUACUAGAACCUGGUAGAAUCCUGCAUUAGAACAUGAGAACAACACUUGUAGGUAGAUAUGUUAAGCCAUCAUACAUAUACCAGGCACACUGUAAUGAACACUACAAUCAACUAACUAUAAAAGGACAAUGACUACAAUGACCCUUUGGGACACUGGCUUUUCUAGGCCAGUUCUCAUGACAAAAAAUCAGGUACAACUGACGAGACUGGACAUUAAUUCGACUGAGCACUAAGUUCCAAUGCCAAUGACUUUAAUUGUUAAAUGAUGGUUGAAUAAGACUAACGGUCAGUUAAACUUUUUCACUAUUGACGUCAACAAGAGAACAGCGGACACUUGUUGGACUGAAGAUUGAUUCACUUUAAGGCGUCAGCAUACUUCAGUUCGGCUAGGCAACCGAACGAGUGUGGUCGCGAACUCCCUUAAAGGACCUUCGCUUGAAAACAAGAGGCAGUAGUACUGUUUGUCCAGUUUGAGGCGCCGUAGCCAGCAUACACUUCCUCACAAUAGUCUGAAUUAAUCUAAGAUACAGUAACUAAAGAAAUCAGCAUUUUAUACGUUUUUUCUCAAGAGACUUUAGUCGCGUAUUUUUUAUUUUUUUACAUCUAACUAAGAUGUUUGGUGCAGUAUUUCGCAAUAAAAAUAAUGUGCAUGACAACAUGUCGGUUUGAAGACCGAAAAGCACCCUAUCCCCUCAGCAUUGAAAUUAAGUGGACACUUGUGAUGACGUGUCAUGACAAAAGACGAGUAUACACUUGGAGGGCGAGGGAGGAAGGAAUGAUUUUUAAAUAGACCACCCUUUGCCCGGAAAUUCGUCCCUCGUUCAUCCCGUUAGGAUUGUGUUUUCAGCCACCGGAAGCUUGUGGGUGCUUUAUAUGCGUCACAGUCAAUUAUGAUUGCAUGUCUACUUACAUUAAAUAUAUAAUUAUUAAUAUACGCCUACUAUAUGAUAGCUAGAAAGUGUAUUAGCUAAAUAACAUUAGCCUGCCUCGUUGGAACUUCCGAAGAAGGAAAAUGUUUUAUUUAUACAUUUCCCAAAAUCUAACCAAACAAAAACAUCAUUACUUUUAUGGGACAUGUUUGUGCCUUCAUGUUCAUUAGUAGAACAAUUUCGGACUUAUUUAACAUUCGUUUUUACUUACACUUGUAUGUUGACUCCAUAUGUUGUUUUAAUUUUUGGCAUACUUUUCUUAGUGGAUGUACAAUCGCCGCAAAUUAAUUAUGGGGAGUUUCAGGCCCCGAAGUGAACAUAAUUGUACACAAGCAAACUCGUCUAAAAACUAGGGGCUGACGUUGCAAACUUCCCUUGCUAAUCAUUUGGACCUCCCACCAAGAUGGUGACGGGGAUUCCCCCAAGGGCAUAAGGCGAGGGUCUCUUUUAUGAAUUGGAACCGCAAACGUUGUCUCGUUGAAUGACAACAGACUUUACUGAAUAAUCUCUGCUAUUGAUCAAUCACCGACGAAGGGGUUCGGUUCGCAUAAAAAAAUAUGUGCAUGAACAACAUUCAAAAACGUCACAGUUGUCAUAAUAUAAGCACAAACUUCCGAAAUGUUUCGGGUUGUAAGCAUGUGGAUGGAUGCUUUCAGUCUUGGCAGCAACCACUCCUGAUUGGUGGAGUAGUUUGAUAGCCUGGUCCCAGAUCAGUUUGUCCUCUUUUGCCACUGUUGGUAAGACAAUGACUAGAGGAGUGGGCAACAUGGCAUAAACAGUUCUGGGACCAUGCUAGCCGUUUUUGAUGAUACUGGUAUUCAAGCAAAGCUUUGACUGUGAAAUAAAUUUGUUCUCUUCAGGUCUCUUGUUAAUAUGUUGUGUAUUUACACUAUUAGUUGAAUCCAUUUUUUUUUUUUUUUACAAGAUUGUAAAUUAACACGAGGCUACAUCAAGGAUCAUGAAUUGUUGUUUUCACAGAUAACAGUCCAUGAUUAGUGAGAUAAAUGUGUAGUUAUGUUUCAGUAGAGGUGACCCGAGCGACCAUAGUUAGGUAGUAGUUAUGAUGUAGCCUCGGAAGCCCAGGAUCGGAUCGAUCUGGAAGUUAGAAUUUGCAAGACUAAUUGAUGUCCAUCUCCACUAGAGACCGACUAGCUGAUGUCCAUCUCCACUAGAGACCGUCUAGCUGAUGUCCAUCUCCACUAGAGACCGUCUAGCUGAUGUCCAUCUCCACUAGAGACUGACUAGCUGAUGUCCAUCUCCACUAGAGACUGAUUAGCUGAUGUCCAUCUCCACUAGAGACUGAUUAGCUGAUGUCCAUCUCCACUAGACCGACUAGCUGAUGUCCAUCUCCAGUAGACCGACUAGCUGAUGUCCAUCUCCAGUAGACCGACUAGCUGAUGUCCAUCUCCAGUAGACCGACUAGCUGAUGUCCAUCUCUAGUAGACCGACUAGCUGAUGUCCAUCUCUAGUAGACCGACUAGCUGAUGUCCAUCUCUAGUAGA